GUCCGCGCCGCGCGCUGCCUGGCGGAGCAGGGCUAUGCCCAUGGCUUCGACGUGGGCUGCGCCAGCCCAGAGGAGCGCGCGCGGGUGCUGGCGGCGGGCAUCACGCUCUACGACAAGGCGCUGAGCUACGGGCAGCAGAUCCCCAUGGAGGAGAAAAGGGGCUGGUACUUCACCAUGGCAACGCUUUUCAUCAGGCUAGAUGGCAUCUUCCUGGAGCUGGGCAGAGAGGAGCAGAAGAGGCUGCCUGCCUUCAACCGCACCCUGGCCCUGCUCCGCCAAGUCCUCAAGUCCUCGGACCCCCAGCACCGAGCCCUGGCCUGGUGCUACCUCGGGAUGCUGCUGGAGAGAAAGCACACCUUCUCCACCACCCCCAUGGGCGUCCACGAUUGCGGGUACUCAGGGACCGACCCCCUGGACUGCUUCGGCAAGGCCAUCGAGAUUGCCAAGGACCAACCCCCGAUCCUGAAUCGCCUGGCCAAAAUUUUCCACUUCCUGGGAAAGCAGGAUAUGGCCAUUGGCACCUGCAACAUGUCCCUGGACAUCCUACGCGAUCCGGAGCUCAACUGGCAGGCGUACUGCACGCGGGCCAAGGUCCACAUCACAGCCUACCUGCACGACCUGGAGCGGGUCAAGAUGGGGCUCGGAGGCAUGCCUGACAGGAACCACCUGGCCUGCGCCAAGGCCGACCUCGAGGAAGUGGUCAAGGUAUGCCCAGGCCUCAAGACCUACCUGGACAUCGGCCAGGUCUACUACUACAUGGGCGUGGACGCGAUGCAGGAGCUGCUGGCGGUGGAUGAGGCGGCGCUGAACCAGGCGCUGGUCUUCCUGGCCAAGGCGGGCGAGUUGGAGCUGGGCGCCACGCUGCCCGAGCUGCAGCUGCUGCGGGGCAAGUGCCUCCGCAUCAAGGGCGAGGAGGCCAACGCGGCGGCCUGCUUCAAGCGCGUGGUGGAGCUGGACGACGCGGGCUGCAGCCACCCCGAGGGCUUCGGCUGCCUGCUCGAGGCGCUGCUGGCGCAGUGGAGCCAGGCGCAGCUGAGCGACGGCGAGCUGGGCCGCGAGGUGGACGCGUGGCUGCGCCGCGCCCAGGGCAAGUACCCGGCGGCGCGCCUGCGGCAGGAGCUGCAGCGUGUGUGGCGCGGGCACACGGGCGAGGUGCUGGGGCUGGCGCGGGCCCUGGUGAGCCAGGGGCGACCGGCGCUGGUGCGGCUGCUCUUCGAGACCAUGGAAGGCGACGGGGAGGGCGCCCGGGCGCCUCGGGGCCGCCGCGCCUUCUCCGUCUGAGGCCCCGCCCUCGAGGCCCUGCCCACAGCCGAUGACAGAUUCAGACUUGAGCCCCACUUCCGGACUUGUGGGCCAGUGUUCUCUGCCCUUUCCGGGCUGCCUCCUCUGCCCAGUUUACAUCUAUCAAGUCUAAGAGGACAACAGGCCUUCCAUUCUUUCACUCAACUAGCACAUACGGAGCACUCGUCGAGUGUCAAGCAUAGUGCCAAGCUCUGGGCUCCAUUGGAGAACAAAACAGACCUGCCCUUACCUUCAGGGAGCUCACAGGCUAGACCUGCACAGCAGGUUAUGCAUGGCCUUGUGGGCUGCAGUGGAGACUUGCGGAGACUAACAGGAAGCUGUGGAAGAUUUUAGCUGGCAGAGCUGGCUAUCGUCCCCCUCCACACCAGUCAUACGCACCCUGGAUUAGUGGCCUCUCCCCAGCCCAGUGGGGAGGAGAGUAUGGCUGUCCCUGGGCCUUAGGACCUGGUCCUUGGCCACCCCUCUCCAGCAAGCCACCGCGGAAGCCAGACCUUGCGCCCCCAGGACUGUGACUCUGGCUGGUAGGGGGAGGCUAGUGGGUGGCUGAUCAUUAUUUAAUUACAGUUUUGAGCUUGCAAACACCGCUGCCCACUGGGCAGCUGGGGGAACAACUGUGUCACACAACUGAAGCAGCAGGAGCUCCUUAGGGGAGCACUGCAGAGUAAAAGCCUUAAUGACCCCAUGAUGGGAGUAAUGAAGAUAAAUCACUCCUCGUGCGCCUGCCCACUCCUUCCUCUGUGUCUAGCACAGAUCGCAGGCAGCUAGACACUCCUGUUUAGCCAGUGUGAGCAAGGCGUGGUAAAGGAACGCAGGUGACUUUUCAGUUGCAGGUCUCCAGAAUCUCAGAGUUGGAAAGAACCUUAGUCAUCGCCUCUUCCAGCUUCUCCAUCUAAAGCAGGACUCCUUGCCCGGCUGGUGUGGCUCAGUGGUUGAGUGUUGACCUAUAA
Messenger RNA from Myotis davidii, 2249 nucleotides. It is a transcript of the gene TTC22, whose product is annotated as tetratricopeptide repeat domain 22. The transcript has 8 exons. The annotation marks the transcript as partial. The record is from RefSeq and is a predicted model, not a curated record. NCBI's taxonomy places the organism in Eukaryota, Metazoa, Chordata, Mammalia, Chiroptera, Vespertilionidae. Gene Ontology annotation, molecular function: protein binding.